This is a messenger RNA of Pelobates cultripes (western spadefoot toad), 510 nucleotides long. NCBI's taxonomy places the organism in Eukaryota, Metazoa, Chordata, Amphibia, Anura, Pelobatidae. The record is from the annotation of a GenBank genome assembly.
AUGGAUGAAUUCCUCUCCACCCCACAAUGCAUGGCUGGCGCACGAGGCCCGGACAAAAUGGCGCCUGUGUCCCCUGGAUCGAGCAGCCGGAUGGGCUCCACACAAGACUCCCUGCGGAUGGAUGCCCUCACCCAGAUGGCGAUUUCGGCAAACAUGCUCACCAGGCAGGAAAAGAAGGAACUAGUAGCCGAACUCCACUCAGCUAUUAGAGAAGAAAUAACAGCGGUACGGCAAGACCUCACCUCACUAGAACAUAGGGUAGAUGACCUGGAGGUCCAACGGCUGCAAACAGAACAGCACCAACGGGCCACAGACCUGGCAACUACACGACAAGGCAACCUCCUCUUGGAGCUCAGACGCCAGGUAGAGAACCUCGAAAAUCGAGGACAUAGCGCAACAACAUCUGCGUCAGAGGUCUGCCGGAAUCCGAAGGGGAAUAACCUAGGGAGCUACUGGAGGGCCUGUUUACACACAUUCUGGGGGAAGAAGCACCGUCGGAUUUUGGCUUAG